Messenger RNA from Ornithodoros turicata, 810 nucleotides. RefSeq lists its product as uncharacterized. The coding region runs from base 1 to 810 and encodes 269 amino acids. The transcript has a single exon. The record is from RefSeq and is a predicted model, not a curated record. Gene Ontology annotation, molecular function: nucleic acid binding. Lineage: Eukaryota; Metazoa; Arthropoda; Arachnida; Ixodida; Argasidae. Gene Ontology annotation, biological process: DNA integration.
AUGGUCAUGGAUUGCUACUCCCGGUACCCAGAGGUAUUGACACUGAGAAGCACCACAGCGCAAGUUGUAACUGAGGUACUUAAAGGCCUUUUCGAACAGCAUUGGAUCCCCCAGCAAGUACGUUCGGAUAACGGACCCCCAUUUUCGUCGCGGGACUUUGCAGCGUUCGCCCUCUCGUAUGGCUUCGACCGUGUUACAAGUAGUCCUCACUACGCUCAGUCUAACGGAGAAGUAGAUAGGAUGAUUCGCACAGUAAAGGACCUACUACGUAAAACAAAGGACCCGCAUCUAGCCCUCCUGAACUACAGAGACACACCGGGAGUGGCCGGUUUUAGUCCAGCGCAGUCACUCAUGGGGAGGAGACUCCGAACCCGAUUCCCGAAAGCUGAAAAUCAACUUCGCCCACAGUGGCCGAAAAGGGAAGCGGUGGCAAGCAGGGAUGAACCCUACAAAAGGAAGAAGGCCCAGGACUUCAACAGGCAUCAUCAGGCUAGAGAGCUGCCGUCACUUCGGACUGGACAGCAGGUCUGGGUUCGGCCAGAGCAGGUACUCGCCACCGUGCUGAGCCCCGCUCAGCGUCCAAGAUCUUUUGUGGUCGAGACAGAGCGUGGUGCAAUCUUACAGCGCAACCGGAGGCACUUGGUGCCUUUCCUACGAAAGCUUCCUGCUCUUCCGGUACUACAGCUUCCCGUACCAACGGACUUUACACCUGGGACCGGUACCCCUGUUCUGCAACACGGUGAGCGCGACUGUGCCGUGUACACCCGUAGUGGCCGGCGUGUGAUCCCACCGUACCGUCUAAACUUGUGA